Theobroma umbraticum is the source of this 867-nucleotide messenger RNA. RefSeq names its product potassium/sodium hyperpolarization-activated cyclic nucleotide-gated channel protein (gene CRR41). The record is from RefSeq and is a predicted model, not a curated record. NCBI's taxonomy places the organism in Eukaryota, Viridiplantae, Streptophyta, Magnoliopsida, Malvales, Malvaceae.
AUGUAUCUUUUAAGUUCCUAUGUAUACCCCAUGGAUUUUUUGGCAAUGUCCUAUUCUUCCAGCAAAUAGCAGUCUACAAAAGGACAAAUAGCAGAAAUGGUCCAGGCCUUAUCUUCAUCCAUUCACUUUGGUUUCCAAACUGCCAUGGCCUCCACUCUCCUUCACUUCCUUUCUCCCCCACACCAUCUUCAUCUAUCCAACCUCCCAAUCCAUAGCACAGUAAAACCACUACAUUUCACCAUCAAAUGCACUUCUGCAGAGGCAAAUUCGGCUCCUCAUCAGCCAGAUUUUCCAUCUCCAAUCUCUCAUGAUACCACCAUAAGUCCAGACAGUUUCCCCAUCGAGAAACGGAGAAGAUCAGAGAUAAUCCGGGAGAGAAAACCGAGACCAGACAUUGGAAAGCCAGAACCACCAAAUUUCGAGGUUGGUUGGAAGAGAACCAAGGAGAUUAACUUAGAGAUGCCAAAAGGGUAUGUGAUAAUGGACUUCUUGGAGAAGUUGGAAGGGUUAAUGGGGAGAGAAUUUGGUUCCACUGAGCUGUUGGCUAAGGCUGGAGAACUUGUGGCAGAGAGAGCAAGGGAAGAAGCAGAAGUGUUGAGGGAUGAAGGGAAGGUGGAAGAGAGAAUGGUGACGGAGUUGUUCAGGGUUUUGAGAUUGAUGGAAAUGGAUUUGGCUAUGGUGAAAGCUGCAGUGAAGGAAGAAACUCUGGGUGAGAGACUUGAGAAGGCCAAGGCUCGGUGCAGGCAAGCCAUUCUAGUUGCUAACUCUUUUUGAAAGGUAGAGAGCAAGAGAGAUAAUUAAACUUUAAUGUAAAUUAAGUGUUAAUUAACAAUUUCAGUAUCUAAAAUUAAUUUUCGAUUGAUGACC